Molecule: messenger RNA, 5367 nt
Organism: Papilio xuthus (Asian swallowtail)
Lineage: Eukaryota; Metazoa; Arthropoda; Insecta; Lepidoptera; Papilionidae
Product: adenylate cyclase type 10
Exons: 36
Coding region: 30-5165 (1711 amino acids)
Biological process (GO): intracellular signal transduction; cyclic nucleotide biosynthetic process
Cellular component (GO): cytoplasm
Molecular function (GO): adenylate cyclase activity
Source: RefSeq, a predicted model, not a curated record
CUUCUUAAGACGUCUAGUAGGAAGACUAAAUGGAGGACAGAUAUGAUGAAUAUUUAACGGCCAUGAAGCGAGUUCAACGCGAAUCUAUAUACAGGAAUUCAGCGUCCGUGUACAUGUCGCCACGGGAGCGCCGACGUAAGAGCGAUGGAAGGAAACAAUCAACAAAUAUAGCUACGGAAAGUUUAAACGGCGUGGAGCAAGCUAAACGCAUUAGUACCAUGGCGUCUUUCGUGCCCGAUGAGAUUGUGUACAAGCAUUCUGACCUCUCCGUAAGGACGUAUGAGACAGCUCUCAUGUUUAUUGAUGUUUCCGGCUUUACAGAUUUAUGCGAAGCUUACACAAGAACAGGUCGUGGUGGACCGUCGAGAUUGACGCAGGUUCUUAAUUCCUACAUCGGUGCUAUGGUGCAAGAGAUUCUGACUCACAACGGCGACAUAUUGAAGUUCUCUGGUGACGCUUUUCUAUCGAUGUGGAAGAAAACACCCAGUGGAAACAUGCAAGAUGUUGUUCAUAAUGCGAUUGAUUGCGGACUUCUGAUACAAAAGAAUUACGGCAGAUAUGUGACUGACGUUGGUGUAGCACUUAAGGUGAAAGUUGCAAUAUCAGCUGGUGUCUCUCAUUUCUCCAUCAUCGGUGGUGGGGAGCUGUCUCUCGCGCAUUAUGUGAUAGUAGGCCAGCCCGUGUGGGACGUGAAGACAGCGGAGUAUAUGAGCUCAGCAGGUGAUGUGCUCACGACUGCUAGUGCCUGGAUAUAUGUCAAUGAAGCUGAAUACUGCACACAGCCGUGUGGAGACGGCAGACAUACGAAAGUACUUGGUAUUGGUGCGACUUGGAAGAGAGUUGAGAAAUUACAUUCAUUAAUUGCAUUUAGUAAUGAGGAACCUUUCGAAUGUACCGAGCAAAAACAUCGACCUGACGGUACCGCCGGUGUAAACUUGAGAGAAUUUUCACUACGUCCAGCGGUUGUGGCCGCUAUCCGAGGCUCGUGGGGCACGGCGCUGCGUCGCUUUAUGUUGCGCCCUAUCCUACGCGCUGUCGACAAUGACGAGCCCAUGAACUUCCUGGCUGAAGUGCGUCACGUGCUUAUCGUCUUCAUCAAUAUCAUCACUAAAACUGUGACCGCUGAUAUACUGAUUAGUGUUGUGGAUGCUGCUUAUAGACGUGUUUGCGGUGUGACAGCGGAGGCUGGUGGACUAGUCAACAAAGUGUCGAUGUUCGACAAGGACAUGAUGUUUCUCGUUGUCUUUGGUUUGCGUGGGCUCAAGCACGAAGACGAGGCACGCAAGGCGCUCGAAUGCGCACUAACUCUGAAAGAAAAUCUCAAGAACUCUAACAUCAUUAGCGUCAGUAUUGGUGUUACAUCUGGUUCCACUUACUGCGGAGUCGUAGGUCACGUUUUACGACGUGAAUACACAGUCAUUGGGUCAGCUGUUAAUAAGGCUGCUAGAUUAAUGACAACUUAUUUGGACAAAGUGACAUGUGAUAAAGAAACGUUCUUGAAGAGCAAACUGGACCAUGACCAUUUCAAGCUGAUGGAAGAGAAACCAUUGAAAGGCUUUUCCAAACCAGGACCUAUUUACGAAUAUAAUAAACAGCGUCGAUCGGACCAUCUGGGCUGCUGGAGGCACCCACUGCUAGGCCGUAACGAAGAACUUCGUAUAUACAAAAUGACUCUACAUAACGCUUUGGAACAGCAAAAUUACAAGUUCACAAGAUUUCGGGACCAUAAAUUUGGAAUAGCAUUUAUAGGCCCACAACAAGUGGGAAAAACAAGGCUUCUAGAUGAAUGCCUCUACAUAACUCCUAAGUUCGUACUUGUUAAUAGAAUUUAUUUAAAGGACUAUGAGAAGACGCCAUUUGGUUUAAUGCGUAAAAUUGUUGCCACGAUUUUUUCAAGCCAUAUGCGACCCGCAAGAGAAAGCCGAGAGAAUAGGAUAAGACUAAGUGUUGAUGUAACUUCGUUACGUGCAGUGGAGAUUUUAGCUGUGAACACAAUAUUCGAUUGCCGUUUCCCCUUGCCUGAGAAGUUUUCUUAUGCCGGAGACUUUCUCGGUGUAUAUGAUAUAAAGAAGAUUAUCAAAGAAAUUUUCAUAAAGAACAUUCCAAGCCUUCGUUUAGUUGCCGUGACAGACGCGCAAUACGCUGACGACGAGUCUUGGCGCGUCAUACUCCUACUUCUAGAUAUUAAGAAAAUCUUUUUUCUUUUCACUAUAAGAAAUACAGCUUUGACAUCAGCUGUGGCAAACACAUGUUUGGAAAAUGAUAUGAUAGUCAAGUUGGAGGUGUCCGGCAUCGACCGCUGGUACCACGCGGCGUUGGUCUGCCAAAUGUUAGAUGUUCAAGCCAUACCCGCGGACUUAGAAAAGAUGAUAGAAAGUGCCAGCAAUGGUAUGCCGGGAUGGAUCCAGAAUUUUGUCAUAUCGCUGGUACAAAGUGGAGACCUUACGAUAGCCACGGUGACUCGGAGCGAGGCGCGCGAAACCGGGGCGGUCAUGCCUUCGAUAUCCCUAUUACAGCGACCAGAUCAUGACCUCUCACUUUAUGAUGAAUCACUUGGAGCGCAGGCCAGUAUUUACAGUUUGAAUAUAAGUUUCGGGACUAAACAAGAGGCGAUGCAGGAGACUGAUGUAAUACAAAUGGCGGUUCUCGCUGAUUCUUAUACCUUUGAGGAUAUAAAAGGCGAUGUUAAAAUGGACGUUCUAAUUCUGAAGACGUACGACUCGCUAAGUCCUUUCGAGAAGAUGGUAUUGAAAUGCAGUUCAGUGCUGGGCGAGGUGUUCUCCCGGCGCGUGCUGCAACAUUUGCUACAGACGGACGAGCAGAGGAAGGUCGCACAGGCUGUAGCCAAGCUGUUCUCCAUCCGUGUACUGGAGUGCGAAGGUGGUGACUUUACGCGAGACAGUUCUCUCGUGUUAGUACAUCCAGCGCCGGUGCCUAACGACUGCAAGGCGCCGUACUGCCGUUGUUUGGGCAUUAGACCUCCACUCAAUUGUAAAGAUCUGCCAAUGUAUGCUUUCUGUGGGUACAUGAAAUUUAAGCAUAUAAUGUUUCGAACAACGACCUAUGAGUUGCUUACUGAAAAUCAAAAGCGUAAUAUGCAUACGAGGGCGUUACUGUACCUAGAACGAUACACGAGGCGUUGUGUCUCCUGCGGUGGCGGAUGCUUUGUCAAAUUUUUAGGACUUAGAUGUAACGACGGAUUAAUACGCGAAAGUGACGAACUGAAGCGUGUCCGUGAACAGAUAUCUGGUUUCAGCGCGGAGACUAAAACAGCAGACGAGCAGUAUACACACCGGUCUUUUGCGAUGCAGCCAUCUAUGGAGCUAACGAUGAACGUCCGAAGAAAUACGAAUACAACCAUAUUGACGGAAUCUGAAGGUUUGGCGGAAAAUGAGAGAAGAAUCCGUCGCUUGACAGGAGAGUAUGGCGGGAGUAGAGACGGUCGUCCAUUUUUUUCUUAUGACUUUAGCACUUGCGAGUGUUUGCCUAUUCUUCUAUCCGCAUACUGUCAGGCUGUUGACCACUGCUUUGGUGCUGAGGAAUUUGAGAAAUUGUUUGAAGCUUACCUGGAAUAUACGGAUUUAAGUGCUAUUAAUUUAAAUAUGCCGCAAGCGAUUCGUCUGCUCUUUGAAGUGGAGACCUUGAUUAAUUCUGAAAAGUUUCGUACAAAAAACAAAUGUGAUCUUGAAUGGAUAAAUGACUUCCGACUGGGGCGUAUCCUGUCGCACCGCGGUGCUUGCCUCUUGGAGUCAGGCGACCUGGAUGAAGCAAAGAAGCUGCUCCUGGAAGCAUUGAAGCUCUUCUCUGACCCUUUUCCUAGCUCCAAGCAUGCCACACGUCUGCGACAUAUGUGCGUUUCCUUUAGCCAAUUGAUGGCAUUUUACAUCGCACCUCAAUGCUACGUGGCCAGGGACCGCGGAGUGUCGGGCCAGUUCUACGAGUGUAUAGCAUGGACGCUUAUCAGUUUGAAUAAAGUAUUUAUUGAAUGUAGGGAGAAAUCCAAUGCAGUUUUAGCUGCAAAGUGGGCCAUGAAUUAUGCUCUACGCACUGACUCUAAUUUUCGACUGUUAUGUAUGUGCUAUGGGAAUAUGAUAACUUUAUGUGCUCAGGAACGAGAUUUUUCAAAGUGCGAAAUGCUGGAGCAGCGAUCAAUGGAUAUAUGUAAUCGGAAGAUUGGAAAAAUCGACGUGACAGAAGUUCAGGCCGCGGGAUAUCUUUAUACUAAUAUAUUUCUUUUUCAUGUGGAAAGUGGCAAGAGAGCGGAGAGUAUAGAACUGGGUUUGGAGGUGAUGCGUAUGAUGAGUAGCAUCACGGAGCUGAGGACGCGCCAGGUGCUCGUUCUCUGGAUCCUGAAGCUGCUGCUCGCAGAGACCAGAGUCCACGAUAUGAUCGCAAUUAUGCGAGAGUUCUUUUAUAUGACUGACCAUUACGAUUUAAGUUCCGAAACCUGGUACUAUUACUAUGCGAUGGUGAUUUUAUUGGACACGGGACAUACCGUGGAGUCGUAUAAAAGUUGCGAAAGAUUCUAUUUAAAAAAAGGCGACGCCAUACUUCGUUCCAAAACUUCUGAAGCAGCAUGGAAUUUCUUCGUUUGCAUGUGGCUUGUUACUAUACGUGUGGGCAUUUGGGAAAAGUCAAUAAUGUGGGAAGAUAAGAUAAAGCAACUUGUUUCAAUGAAGUAUGAAAGUCAUGAAUUCUGCGCUAUGAUAUUAGUAAGACUGAUCGAAGGACUGCUUAUAAGUAUGGUGCAAGAGAUAGAUAAUAGAAAUGUAAGAAAAAUUCAAAUGUAUGCGAAACUUGUAAAGUCUCUUUUUGGAGAUUUAAACAGCGCUUGCAAACAAGCUCGCAUGUAUCAACCGAGAUAUUUCUUGUUAUUAGCGUACUAUAAUUGUAUAAGUGAUAAAAAGUCGCGAGCUUUUAGAAAGCUCAGCAAGGCAACACAACUCUGUAGGCAACAUCAGAAUACUACUUUACUCAUUUGGAUUGAUCAUACAAGGAACCAUUGGAAUGGAACUUUAAAACCGAUAUUAGUGAAUUAUUGGACGGAACAUAUUAAUGUUGACCAUCAAAUGGGCUAUCGUGAAUUAGAUACUACUAAAGGCGAACAAAUAAUACCAUACACUUUGCCGUUACCGAAAGACAUGCCUAAUUAUAAUAACAUCUAAUAUUAUAGUAAAAUAAACUCAUCAUAAUAUUACAUGAAUUUAUUUUCUAUAUAUAGCAAUGUUUAAUUUAUACGCAACUGCUAUUUAGAUAAAUGUGUAGAAAAAAUAGUAGUAUAAAGUAGAGAUAUUACAUUUACCGCUACAGUAUGACAUAAAGACUAAUGUGUAGUCUUCGAAAAUAUUUAUUUGGGAAGCUUUGAGA